AUUAAUCAAUCAAACUGUGUGAUACAUUCUGAAAACACAAAGAUACUAUAUUAAACUAAAAAAAGAAAAGAGAAUAAUAAUGGGCAAGUGGGCAAUCGCAGUACACGGUGGCGCCGGAAUCGACCCAAAUCUUCCCGUAGAGAGACAAGAACAGGCCAAACAGCUUUUAACUCGCUGUCUUAACCUCGGCAUAGCAGCUUUACGUUCCAAUGUCUCCGCCAUUGACGUCGUUGAACUCGUCGUUAGAGAAUUAGAGACGGAUCCUCUGUUUAAUUCAGGCCGUGGAUCUGCCUUAACGGAACAAGGAACGGUUGAGAUGGAAGCAAGCAUUAUGGACGGUACGAAGAGACGAUGCGGCGCCGUUUCGGGGAUAACCACCGUGAAGAACCCAAUAUCUCUCGCUCGUCUCGUCAUGGACAAAUCUCCCCACUCUUACCUAGCUUUCUCUGGCGCGGAGGAGUUCGCUCGUAAACAGGGAGUUGAAAUUGUGGACAACGAGUACUUUGUCACGGAAGACAACGUGGGGAUGCUCAAGCUGGCUAAAGAAGCCAACUCCAUCUUGUUUGAUUACCGUAUCCCACUAGGAUGCGCCGGUGCAGCAGUAACCGAUAGUCCUCUCCUGAUGAACGGUCUUCCGAUAAGCAUUUACGCGCCGGAGACGGUGGGAUGCGUGGUGGUUGACAGAGAAGGACGGUGUGCCGCGGGGACAUCAACAGGAGGUCUGAUGAACAAGAUGAUGGGAAGGAUAGGAGACUCGCCGUUGAUAGGAGCAGGGACGUAUGCGUCUGAGCUUUGUGGCGUGUCGUGUACGGGAGAAGGAGAAGCUAUCAUAAGGUCGACGUUAGCGCGUGACGUGUCGGCUGUUAUGGAGUAUAAAGGUGUUGGGCUUCAAGAAGCGGUUGAUUACGUUAUUAAGCAUCGACUGGAUGAAGGGUUCGCUGGACUUAUUGCUGUGUCGAAUAAAGGAGAGGUGGUUUGUGGGUUUAAUUGUAAUGGUAUGUUUAGAGGAUGUGCAACUGAAGAUGGGUUCAUGGAAGUUGCUAUGUGGGAGUGAGUGAGAGAAUUUAUUCAGAUUUAUUUAUUUAUUUUAAAUGGCUUAGUGUGGUAUUCUUAUCAUCGCUUCUUUGUUGCUUAGUACCUUUCACGAAUUCAAUCUCGAUGUACUUGUGGAGACGAUCUAUGAAAGUUUUAAGCAGCUCCUUUUCCCGCUCCUUGUUUAUAUUAGUUUCAUCACUUUCAUGGGCCC
Molecule: messenger RNA, 1246 nt
Organism: Eruca vesicaria subsp. sativa (arugula)
Lineage: Eukaryota; Viridiplantae; Streptophyta; Magnoliopsida; Brassicales; Brassicaceae
Source: the annotation of a GenBank genome assembly